CGGCUUACUAAGGCCAGCAUAAGGCGCCCAACUGCACGCCAGCGCUGCAUCGACGCUCCUUGCAUGCACAAACACCUGCUCGCCAUGGCCGCUGCUGUGCAAGCUAGGGCCUACCACAUCGGCGCGCCCGGCAGCAAGUGGGGCCCGGCCGAGCUGUCGCAGUGGCGCGCCGAACACAUCAAGUCGAGACCCUACGACGACGACGUCGUCAAGGUGCUGGAUUCCUUAAGGGAUGAGUACGACGUCAUCGAAUAUGGUACAUUAACCUACGACGGCGUCUCCCACAAGCUCUACGCCGCGAGAAGCAAGGACUGGAACAACCGACCGAAGGUGCUCGUGACGGGCGGCGUUCAUGGGUAUGAGACGUCGGGUGUGCAUGGUGCUUUACGACUGCUACAGACCAAAUGCAAGGACUACGCUGAGAGAGGCUUAGAUAUACUGGUAGCCCCAUGCGUCUCGCCCUGGGGCUACGAGCAUAUUCAGAGAUGGAAUUAUGAUGCCGUGGAUCCUAAUAGAUCAUUCAAACGGAAUGACCCGGAUGCUUGCGGCUCGCAGGAAGCGAGGGCGCUAGUAAACUUGGUCAGAAAUCAUGGCAGUGACGGCUGGGCCUGCCACAUCGACCUGCACGAGACGACGGACACGGACGAGUCCGAGUUCCAGCCGGCCAAGGCCGCGCGCGACGGUGACGUUUAUGAGGAGGGCACCAUCCCGGACGGCUUUUACUUGUGUGGAGAUGAGAAGAAUCCUCGCUUGGAGUUCCAACGAGCCGUUAUUAAAGGUGUGUCUGACGUAACGCACAUCGCGCCGGCGGACCCCGACGGCACCAUCAUCGGCUCUAAGGUAGUAGCCGACGGCGUGAUCCUCUACGACUACACGGCAUUGGGUCUCUGCGGCGGCGUGACCGACGCGCCGCUCACGACCACCACCGAAGUGUACCCCGACUCGGCGAAGGCGACGGCCGAGGAGUGCAACAAGGCGCAGGUCGAGUCCGUGCUCAGCGCUUUAGACUUUCUGCUCGCGGAGCGGUCCUGGGGGCCGGCUGUUAAAGCGCUCGGCGGGGGGAUGCCAUAGUGUAAUUGUAUUAUAUUU
Pelagomonas calceolata is the source of this 1089-nucleotide messenger RNA. Lineage: Eukaryota; Pelagophyceae; Pelagomonadales; Pelagomonadaceae. The record is from the annotation of a GenBank genome assembly.